CCCGGAAGUACUUGUUGCCUGAGCAGCGUGCUGCUUAGGAAGAGAAGGUCAGAGGUCGCGGGGGCAAAGGCGUUCCAGCCGCCGGCCCAGUCACUAUGUAGUGGAGGGGCAGACACCCUCCCACAAAUUCUGGAAGGUUCUUAGUCUCGACUAGGGCAGUAGCCCCAGGACUCCUAGUCGCCGGCUUCAGGUCACUGCCGGCUGAACGGAGCUGCCGUCGCCAUGUUUGGCUGCUUGGUGGCGGGGAGGCUGGUGCAAACAGCUGCACAGCAAGUGGCAGAGGAUAAAUUUGUUUUUGACUUACCUGAUUAUGAAAGUAUCAACCAUGUUGUGGUUUUUAUGCUGGGAACAAUCCCAUUUCCUGAGGGAAUGGGAGGAUCUGUCUACUUUUCUUAUCCUGAUUCCAAUGGAAUGCCAGUAUGGCAACUCCUAGGAUUUGUCACGAAUGGGAAGCCAAGUGCCAUCUUCAAAAUUUCAGGUCUUAAAUCUGGAGAAGGAAGCCAACAUCCUUUUGGAGCCAUGAAUAUUGUCCGAACUCCAUCUGUUGCUCAGAUUGGAAUAUCAGUGGAAUUAUUGGACAGUAUGGCUCAGCAGACUCCCGUAGGUAAUGCUGCUGUAUCCUCAGUUGACUCAUUCACUCAGUUCACACAAAAGAUGUUGGACAAUUUCUACAAUUUUGCUUCAUCAUUUGCUGUCUCUCAGGCCCAGAUGACACCAAGCCCAUCUGAAAUGUUCAUUCCAGCAAAUGUGGUUCUGAAAUGGUAUGAAAACUUUCAAAGACGACUAGCACAGAACCCUCUCUUUUGGAAAACAUAAUUUGAAUAAAAUAAUUUUUAAUGGAUUCUGAAAUUUGUCAUGUUUUGAAGAUAACUGACUCUAUCUGAAAGUAUGAAGUCAAAGGAUCAUGAAACCUAAGUGUAAAAACUGCUUAGUGACUGAAGCUUAAUUAAAAACCUUUAUUAAAAAUUAAAAACAUUGAAAAAUGAAAAUAUGUUCAUCAUUAAAGACUUUUUUCCCCUUAAGCUUAAAAUACUAUUCAGGGGCAAAACAUUUUGUUUUGGCUAUGAUUCAUUUUUUUACUUAAAAAUAAAGCCUAUAUCCAACAGUA
Molecule: messenger RNA, 1108 nt
Organism: Piliocolobus tephrosceles (Ugandan red Colobus)
Lineage: Eukaryota; Metazoa; Chordata; Mammalia; Primates; Cercopithecidae
Gene: HIKESHI
Product: heat shock protein nuclear import factor hikeshi
Exons: 5
Coding region: 223-816 (197 amino acids)
Biological process (GO): protein import into nucleus
Cellular component (GO): nucleus; cytosol
Molecular function (GO): Hsp70 protein binding; nuclear import signal receptor activity
Source: RefSeq, a predicted model, not a curated record